UAUUAUAUAUUAUAGUAUGGCGCGUACAGGUGUUUUAUGUUUGAUCACUGUUACUCAUAUCUUUACAGUAAGUAUACUGCCAUAUACCUGAAUCUGAUAGAUAUAAUAUCUCACCUGCGCGCUACCUGCGCGCUGCAGCGCACAGGUAAAAUUCCCGCUAUAGGUAUGUAUGUAUAUGUACUUUUAUAUAUAAAAAAGUGUAUUGGGUUGGGCGGCGCAUCGUCCGUCGUCGCUGUCAGUCUACGUCUACGUUCUAAGCUCGGGUCCUCUUUAUUCGGAGCAUCAGCAAUCUGCAUCGCUAAAGCAAUAUAUAGCAGAUGUGACGAAACGGUCUAAUAAACGACGUGUAGAAGGCGCAUCAGCAUGUCCUAUUAUAUCUGAUAAUACUCCCUCGUGGAAAUCGUAGUUCCCCGACAGUGCGAAACCGUCGAGGUUCAGGGAUGAUGGCGACCUCCUCCGUCGAGGAGGUUAGGAACGCCGAGCCUCGUCUCCAGGAGGCUCCGUUCACCAAAGGAAAGGGUCUGAACCAAGCCAUGAUAUCGUAUGAGGAGAUAGCCACUAAAUUGCUCAGUGAAAGAUUGCUCCUGACUGCCUUGGAGCUUCAUGCUGAACUAUGCGAAGCUGAUCGAGAAUUGCCACUGCUUAGAGAUUUUUUCUCGAAUCCCAACAACUUUGAGUGCUUAAACAUGAAGCCAGAGCCAUGCUUACCCAUACGUAAGAACUCAAGAUCAUCCAGUCAAGCAACGUUAGAUUCUCUGGACAUGACAAGAUACUCUGAAGAUGGUGGUGGGGUGGAUGAAAGAGUUGCAGUUCUUGAAUUUGAGCUUAGGAAAGCAAAAGAAAAUAUUAAUUCCUUGCGAGCCAAUCUAACAGUUGUAACAGAAUCAGAAGUCAGCACUCCUGACAAGAACUCUGAGAAAGGUUUAUUUGAGCAUCCCAUCAAACCCCAUGAGCAACGAGCCUUGAAUUUUUUAGUAAACGAGUACCUAUUAGCCAAUUCUUACAAGCUUACAUCCAUAACUUUCAGUGAUGAAAAUGAAGAUCAGGACUUUGAAGACUGGCAGGAUGUAGGCCUAAACAUUCCAAAGCCUCCUGAACUGUUGCAGAUAUACAGAGAAUUCAUGAGAUCCACUGGAUAUGACAAGUCACCUUCUAGCACUGUUGCUGUACAAACUGAAGAAACAGAAGAUGAGGUGAAAGAGCAAGCAAAAGAGGCUGAGCUUAAUAAGCGUGUAAGUGAACAGGCUGAGGAAGUAGAAAGACUCAAACAACAGACAGUCGCGCUUGAGCAGGAGAAAACGAAUUUACAAGAGCUGUUGGACAGUGCUAAUCUCACCACUGCUGUUUCUGCCACUGGGCAGGAAGGUUCCGGAACUAUUCUGACGUUGAAUUCGAGUUCGACGACACCUGAUAAGUUUGAGAUGUUGGAGUCGCCACCCCAAGAUGCCUCGUCGUCCCAGGCAGCUUUGCCAGAGGCCGAGGAAGACGACAGCGCAUCAAUGGCCGUGAGUCUUGGUGAAACCGAGACGAGCGAACGCGAAUGGACACGGAUACACUUUCCCAGGGCUGAUCUAACCGAUAGCUCUGCUAACGAAUCUGAUUCGCCAUCUAGAUAUCUGCCAGCGAGUUUUAGACGCGAGGUAUUAAAGCACUGCCAGAUACCAGUGCCGGCGCACGCUAAUCAGGUCAUUGAGGAGCCGUUGAAGGAGGGUAUAACACGCGAAUGUCUGCCGGAUAUCGCAGCUCACACGCUGCCGCGCAUCAUUCCUAAUGUUAUCCUAAACAAACGUGAAGAGGUGAUAUCACUGCUGCUGAGUGUCGUCAAGUUACAGACUAGCUCCGUCGAGCGCGAAAAGCUGCUACAGAUUCUGUUUAAUCUACAAAAGAGGCCGCAAAAUGAAGAGAGGCACAUGGUGCUUGUUGGUUUGAUCGCGAUCGCCAAAUUGGAAAAAGAACCAACGGAUAACGAGGAGGUGCUAAAUCUGUGCUGGGAACAGAGUCAGCACAAGUACUCAGAACGACGGCUGUUGGCUGCUGAGUGUUGCGCCGCUCUAGCGAUUUAUACGGCCAGUAGCAUUAGAAACUCAUUGAUGAUAUCGAUGUUGCAGCAGAUGUUGCUCGACGAUAAGGAGCCCGUUGUAAGAGUCGCGGUUGUUAAAAGCCUGUCAUUACUCGUUGCUCUUAUGGACGAUCCCGAUAAGUACUUCCAAUGCGAAGAGCUGGCGCUGACAGCAAUGGAAGAUAUUUCGCCUGAUGUUGUGGAAGCCGCCAGCAGUAUUUUGCUUCCGAUUUUAGCUCAAUGGGCUCUGUCUCUGAAGAGGUUACAGUCCCAUCUGUUGCCGCGCAUCCUCGGCAAGCUUCGUAGCCUUGUCAAGCCAUCGGCCACAAACUCGUGUUCCCCGACUCGGGACUACCACGAGGGCAAUAGAACCGCGGCGCUGCUCGGUCUGUUAUACAAAUUGCUGCCCCAUACAAUUGUUUGUGUCGUUGAUACCGAAACUGUCCGCAGACGCAUGCAAGAGAGUCUAUCACCGCAACUGCCUCCUGAACUUACCAGUCUCUGCAACUCAACGAUAGUUGAUCCAAAGAUCUUUUAUGAGUGUGAGGUAGACAUUGGGAUCCUACUCAAUACAUUCCUCCUCAGUGCGUGGGGCGAUUGCACGUGGUCUGAAUUAGAAUGGUUGUCUGAAAAAUUAAUACUCGAUCUUAUUGAUAUUACUCUCUCCGUUAAUAUUGCACAAGAAAAUGUUGUCAACGAGCUUCUUACAUAUCUACAGUCACUGUGCCUGGGUUUCGGGAAAUAUAUUACCCGAUACAAGAUUCUACUGGCUUUCAAGCCACAUCUCGACAGAAUGAACGAAGAGUUGUCUGCGCUGAAUAAUCACAACCAAACGAUAAAUUUAAAUCUUGUACCGGCACACUUAUCGAUACUGUCUACUUUAGAUAGCAAUGAAUUUACCAAUGCUCUUAAACACUACCUCAUAGAAAUGGCGUUACGUGGAGCCGACCUUAAUGGUCUUCGGAUCGCCGUUGUAAAAUACUGUGCUCAAGACAAACUGCAAGAAUUUGUACUUUCGGGAUUAUGGGAUGGUGUUGUCCAUCAAAGCUCAACUGUCAAGUGCGCUACUGCUUCCCUUUUUAGUUCAAUUAUUUGUAAAAUCUCUAAUAAACUAGUCGACAUUCGAAUAGCACCGGCGGCAGUUACACUAGCUAGUGAUUCAGAUGCAUCCGUUAAAGCAGCUGCAGUGCAAGUACUGGGUAAACUUGUUACGGAGAGCAAGGUGCGCGAUGCAAAAGAUAAAGCCCGAUUAACGCUGGAAACAAUCGUUCGAGAUCCUCAGGGUGUUCCAAGUGUUUUAGCUGUUCCUUUGGUUUUAACCCUGGCCGCGAUAGCGCCCUCCUGCCCCCAGAAUUACGUUGAAGACGUGAUAGCAACCCAAUUAACUGGAAUAACUGCAUCGGCACUUCAGCAAAAUAGAAAACCUGAUUUAGCCAACGCUCUAGUCGAGGCUUAUUCUGUACUGGUGUACUGCACGCUCAGCAAUCAGUGCGUAAACAAUGCCAUUCUGCCCGGCCUCAAGUAUCUGGAAGGGCUAGUAAGUCAAGUAGUGCCUCAGCAGAAGGAUGCAGUGCGCUCGCUUCUACGGGAAAUCGAGUCUAAAAAAGAUAUGCCCAGACAAAUGGACAGGUCAGCAUCGAUGAGCAGCGGAAUUUCGCUAUCGAUGGCUACGGUAAAUGUCGGACAGGGCGUUGAAGAUAUGCGUCAGCGUGUUAGCAAAAUUUUCCAGCAGAAGACGAAUUCGCCUAGUAUGCCUAGCAUCUUUAGGAAAAAAUGAUAAGUAAUAGAACUAUGACCACGAUGAUAUUUUGGUUGGGCGGUCGGCCCCAUGUGGAAUCUCAUAUUUUUUGUUUAAUAAUUAUUAAUUAUUCUAUAUUUACAAUACAUGCGUUAAGAAAGAUGCUUCGUGCCUGAAUAACUAUGUAUUGGGAUUGGGAAACAUUUUCUUUUUAUCUCUGGUCAUUUCAUGGGUUAAAAAUUAUUCGAUUGUUAGAAUGCUAGAUUAAAUUAAUUGGCUAAUUUUUAUGUGAAUUCGGAUAUACAGAGAGGUGAAGAAUUUUGGGCAUCCCCUUUGUCUUAACUUGCUUACCUCGUUUUUAUGUACAUGACUACACACGUUUAACACCAAAAUGUAUUAAGACUUUUCAGAUAGAAAAGUAACAUAUCUUUCAUCUAUUGCUGUAUCAAUUUUGUGAUUCGUAAAACAAUUGUAUAAAAUUUUCAAGAACGUUUAAUGUUUACACGCACAGUACUAACGUAUAAUGAGGAAAUAUAUGUAAAUAUAUUUCACCGGCAAUGAUACAUUGAAUAUAAGCGCAAUGGACGGAAAAAUAACGAAAAUAAAAAAUGUACAAAGCAGGUUACUAUGUUAAGAAGUGAAUUGUUAAGAGGUCUGUUAUUAAUUGGUUCGUUGAGAGAGUUUACAAAAGUUAACAGAUAUAUCUCCAUAAUGUACUUAAUAUAUGCGUGUAAAUAGCAAGAAGAUGAUGGAAUCUUUAGAUCUUACGUCCCUUACUGCAAUGCGAGUUGUAGGCGAGAGAUAAGAUAGUUUUAUAUAUACAUAUAGUAUCGAAAUCUCGGAAUCGUGAUAAAAGAGAUUGUAUGUAUUUUUUUUCAUCGAAGAUGUAUUUGAUGAAAUUAUAAAUAUUUUUUAUAGGUAGGUAACUUCGCCUGGAGCAAUCUGAAAUUAAAUUCUAAAAGAUAAACGAGCACCUAUGCCUCCCUUGUAAUCCUGCAUAUUUUUGCAAUGCAUCUUUAAGUAGCAUAAUAUUUUGGAUGUGGAAAAUCAUCGCGUUUGUAAUAGAAUCAAAGUUACUCAUCUAAUAAGAAUUUUUUAAAUCAACUCGACUAAUAUUAAUAUUUAUAUCUAUAUAUUUUUGAACCGUGGAAAAGUGAGUUGAAAUUUAUUGCGACAUAAUGUGAUGAAAUAUUUUUUUGUGCGUAAAGUGAUUAUAUAUUUGUAUAUUUAUUGAAUGAAGUAUUCAUUAAAUUUUAUUGUAAUUAAUUCAAACUUCCAACUGGUAUUUUAAUGUUUUUCUAAUUGUGAUUUUAUUGUGUACAAUAUUUUCCGAAGAAGUUGCGAUUAUUUGUCUUUAUGUAAAAUUGAAAACAUUGUACUCCAAAUCUUUGAUGUAUGCUGCUUAUAAUUGUUUUUGUAACUAUUUUUUUUUUUAUAAAA
This is a messenger RNA of Nasonia vitripennis (jewel wasp), 5237 nucleotides long. Its product is annotated as RAB11-binding protein RELCH homolog. Gene Ontology annotation, cellular component: trans-Golgi network; recycling endosome. The transcript has 15 exons. Bases 441 to 3836 code for a protein of 1131 amino acids. The record is from RefSeq and is a predicted model, not a curated record. Gene Ontology annotation, molecular function: protein binding. NCBI's taxonomy places the organism in Eukaryota, Metazoa, Arthropoda, Insecta, Hymenoptera, Pteromalidae. Gene Ontology annotation, biological process: intracellular cholesterol transport.